Molecule: messenger RNA, 495 nt
Organism: Arabis nemorensis
Lineage: Eukaryota; Viridiplantae; Streptophyta; Magnoliopsida; Brassicales; Brassicaceae
Source: the annotation of a GenBank genome assembly
AUGGCAAAGAAAAUUUCCAUACUCUCUGGUCUUAUUGUGACUCUAGUCAUUGCAUUGUACUUCAUCGAUGAGGCUGCAGCGCGAGACGUGCAUCUAGUGAAACUCCACGAUGUAAAACCCGAAACUUUGGAUAAGUUGAAAGCAGAAGAAGAAGUACAACUCAUGAAAGGAGAGUCAAAAGACCAUCUUCUAAAGGAGAUUGAGAAGGCGAAGAAUCUGCUCGGAGAGUUGAAAACGAUGAAGAAGCAAUCAUCAAAUGGUGAUAUGAAAGGAGAGUUGAGUUCUUUGGUGAAAUCCGAAUCGCUACUUAACGAAAUCUCAGAUUCUCUCAAGAAUGGAUCGUACAACACUAACAAAGCUACCAUUUUUGUUGAGAAAGAAUCAUUUUUCUAUAGAGCAUGGAAGGAGAAUGCAUAUCAAUCGGUUGUUCCGGAGAAAGAGAAAGAGUUCAUGACUACCAUCAAACACAUUGUGAAGUUGUUGAAGAAAACUUAG